GUGGGCUAGCGCCAGUGUGAUCCGUGGGAUUUAGCAUCAAAACAAUCCCUCUGCUGUUUCCCAUCAACCACACAAGCAGAGACUGACAAGAAGUCCUAGUCUUGCGGUGUAAUAUCUUCAUACAUCUCUCUUUCCGCUUAGCGCUUAUCCCAGUCUCAUUUUUCGCUUUAGCGUUUCGAUUGAUAACUAUUCUACCCCACCAUCAUGGGUGAAUCCAGACAGGAACUGCUGGCAUGGCUUAACAACCUGCUUCAGCUGAACCUGACCAAGAUUGAACAGUGUGGAACUGGUGCUGCCCUCUGCCAGGUGUUCGAUUCGAUUUUCAUGGAUGUUCCCAUGUCCCGAGUCAAGUUCAACGUGAACACUGAAUAUGCUUACCUCCAGAACUUCAAGGUUCUUCAGAAUGUCUUCGCCCGUCACCAGGUCAACAAGCCCAUCCCCGUCCAGUCCCUCACAAAGUGCCGCAUGCAGGACAACCUUGAGUUCCUCCAGUGGGUUAAGAAAUACUGGGAUCAGCACUAUCCCGGUGGUGAAUACGACUCCGUCGGCCGGCGCAAGGCCUCCGGCGCGCCUGCUUCCGUUGGUGGGGGCCCUACUUCGCGCGCCCCGUCUGCUGGCAGCGCACGCCGUGGAGUGACCCCGACAACUGGCGCCGUCCGUCCCCGGAUUGGCACCGCAGCCAGUGGAGCGGCCACCGCUGCCCUGCAACAGGAGAUCUCGACACAAAAGGAAGCGAUUGCAGGACUGGAGAAGGAGCGGGACUUCUACUUUGCCAAGUUGCGCGAUAUUGAACUGCUGCUCCAGAGUGCCAUUGAAGCCGACCCCGAGCUUGAAAAGGAGGAAGACACGCUUGUUAAGCACAUCCAAGGCAUUUUAUACUCGACCGAGGACGGCUUCGAGAUCCCCGCCGAAGGAGAGGAGAUUCCGGCCGACGAGCUCGAGACUUUCUAAGCGAAAAAUGAGUUCUGGACCCGAGAGGAGGAAAGACCCGUUACUAAUACCCCCGCGUCUUUUAUUCUUUCUUGUCUUCUUUCUAAUGGUGUCAAAUAAGACGAGCAUCGUAGAUAUGGAGUCAAAUGCAUACAUCUUAUUUUUCC
Penicillium hordei is the source of this 1097-nucleotide messenger RNA. RefSeq names its product microtubule-binding protein BIM1 (gene eb1). Gene Ontology annotation, biological process: protein localization to microtubule plus-end; regulation of microtubule polymerization or depolymerization; spindle assembly. Bases 205 to 951 code for a protein of 248 amino acids. Lineage: Eukaryota; Fungi; Ascomycota; Eurotiomycetes; Eurotiales; Aspergillaceae. The record is from RefSeq and is a predicted model, not a curated record. Gene Ontology annotation, cellular component: microtubule plus-end; spindle midzone; microtubule organizing center. The transcript is spliced from 6 exons. Gene Ontology annotation, molecular function: microtubule plus-end binding.